GGUUUGGUCGGUCUGAAAACGUUGGUUGCCAAACUUCAACGAUUUGUUCCAAUCAACAACGCAACUAAUACAACGAAGAUACUUGUCACUUUGGAAUUCCCCCCGCCAUGGCUACAUCCCCUGUGGCCACUGCGUCGGCAUCAUCUCCCAACAUUGCGACAUCGAUGUCGCACAUGAAUGAAGGCGAAGGGCCGUGGACUCGUAGCGAGCACGAACGUUUCCUCGCCGCCACAAAGCUGUUCCCGUUGGGGCCGUGGAAGGUGAUUGCCGCCCACGUCCGGACGCGUAACGUCCGACAGACCCAAACCCACGCUCAAAAGUACAAGGAGAAGUUGGCGCGGUGGGACCGAGGGCUAAGUCGCCGGCGGAAGAUCUCGUUCGAGUCAGAGGACGGCCGACGACCAAACUAUAUUGAACGACCCACCGACAAGGCGGUCAAGAGGAAGAAAGCAAAGCACCGGUCGACGAAGAAAGCCCUCCACCGGAAAAAGGCGGCGACCCUUUCCCCCGAAGAGCCAAGCGAAUUGACCAAGGCGGACGAGCCGGAUGAUUUGGAGCCGUUGGCAUUCUCGACACAAGACUGCUUCAAGCUGUUGGCUAUGAUGGACGCGAGCCCGUCGCCGUGCCAAGUGGACGCGCUGCCUUCGUUGGGGGAAUCUCUGGAUUAUUUCAUGGAAAUGUUUGAAACGUAGAAUAUCGCUGUAGUUAUUUAUCCAUAGGUUGUCUUGUUGCAAUCAAUCGUACUCCCAGGUGUCGUCUUGUA
This is a messenger RNA of Aphanomyces astaci, 763 nucleotides long. RefSeq lists its product as hypothetical. The transcript has a single exon. The coding region runs from base 108 to 692 and encodes 194 amino acids. The record is from RefSeq and is a predicted model, not a curated record. NCBI's taxonomy places the organism in Eukaryota, Oomycota, Saprolegniomycetes, Saprolegniales, Verrucalvaceae.